AUGGGAGGAGUGCCAGCCAGUGCCUGUCUCGUGGCACUCGCUUCCAUCACACUCGCAGCCGUCGACAGAAGAUUUCCCAGCACGGGGAAGGAGUGGACGCCGGAAUCUCUCAUCAACCCAGAGGAGCUCGGUGACGCCUUUGAGGGAGAUAUAGUGCUGCCCUUGCCGCCCCAGACUAGGAAUGGCUUGAUAGACGAGACUUUCCACUGGCCGGGGGGACGAGUGCCCUAUACCAUCGACUCCACCUUCUUAAUAGUCAAGGGUAUCACGGUAAUCAUUAAACUACUAGUAAACACUCAGUCUCUAUUCACACCACGUAACAACCAAGGAUGCUACAGUAGCAUCGGGAGGCAAGGCGGCAUGCAGGUGAUUAAUUACGCCCAGUGGUGCCUCAACAAACACGGCUCGGUGCUCCACGAGAUGCUCCACGCUCUGGGCUUCCACCACGAGCAGUCCCGCUACGACAGGGACAACUACGUGACCAUCUUGUGGGACAACAUUAAGAUAAAAGCCAAGGCAAACUUCAAAAAAUAUUCAGACGUGGUGGUGAGCGGCUUCCGUGAGGAAUACAACUACGCCUCCGUCAUGCACUACUCCUCCUUCGCCUUCACCAAGAACAAGAAGAAGACCAUCGUGACCAAGAAACUGAUGAGGAUGUACAAAUGUUGA
This is a messenger RNA of Scylla paramamosain (green mud crab), 669 nucleotides long. Its product is annotated as zinc metalloproteinase nas-4-like. Gene Ontology annotation, molecular function: metalloendopeptidase activity; zinc ion binding. The record is from RefSeq and is a predicted model, not a curated record. The transcript has 6 exons. Gene Ontology annotation, biological process: proteolysis. Bases 1 to 669 code for a protein of 222 amino acids. NCBI's taxonomy places the organism in Eukaryota, Metazoa, Arthropoda, Malacostraca, Decapoda, Portunidae.